GGAGUCCGUAAUAUUUGUCAGUCGUGUUUUGAGAAGCACUUGUGUUGGCUGUGUCAUUGUUCAAUUCGAUAUCGUGCGCGUAUUACGUGUUUACUUUCGAUAGUAAUUGUGUCCUGUUUGGAUAAUUUAAGCGGGCAGAUGGAGCUCUUGCGUUUUAGUGGGUACGGGUCCAUUGCACCUCACAGACUGACCCCCAAACUCUUCGCGUCACUUUCAGAAGUUGCCUCGGCGCGAGGUCUGUAAAAUGAUUUCCCAACAACAAGAAAAAGGUCACAUUGGAUAAGAAGUCGAGUAAGGUCGAGGCCCGUAACACGAGAAAAUUCUGUCGUAAACUCGACAUCCAUAGGUCGUAUCAGCUGAAGGAAACUAGUGCGCAUGCGUGGAACUAAUUCAGUGCCGCGUAGUUCAAUGACUCAUUAUACUAACAUUUCGCUUGGGAAACGCUAGUUGCGCCCGUUAUGCAAAUAUUUUGGUAAGAAGUGAUACAGUGAUAACAAAAUGACGCCGGGCGUAGAAGAUUCGUGUGUGACACAUUGUAAUAAUAACAUUGUACCGCUGUUGCCGAGAAAUUCAGUGCACUUGGAGUUUAAGAAUUUAACAUGCACGAUUUCAAUGAUUUCAAUGCAGAAGAUGGGAUUCGAAAAAAAGCAUAUCCUAAAAGGCGUGAAUGGAUGUUUCAAGCCUGGAGAACUGACGGCCAUCAUGGGUCCUUCAGGUGCUGGAAAAACUACUCUUCUUAAUAUAUUAGCUGGCUAUACAACUCAAGGCGCACACGGCGAGAUCAUAGUGAACGGAACAAGCUCGUGCGCAUCGAAAUCAGCUGGCAGAGGCGGCGCGCGAUACAUUCGCCAGCAAGACGACCUCCGGUUACAUCUAACUGUAUACGAAUCCAUGUCUCUUGCAGCGGCUCUUAAACUGGCCGACUUCUCAUCACACGAGCGGAAAGAGAAAGUGUACGAGGUCCUUUCGUUGCUAGGCCUCAGUGCGACGACACAGACAGUAUGUCGCGAUCUCUCCGGAGGUCAGAAGCGCAGACUUGCCGUUGCUUUAGAAUUAUUGUCAGAUCCAUCAUUAUUAUUCCUCGACGAACCUACUACGGGAUUAGACUCUGCAGCGUCAGCUUCGUUGAUCACAUUGCUAAGUGGCUUAGCGCGUGGAGGGAGAACCGUGGUAGCAACCAUCCACCAGCCUUCAGCGCUGAUCUUCGAGAAAAUUGACACAGUCUACAUGCUCUCUGCUGGGAAGACGUUUUAUUCGGGAUCAAGGUCAAAUCUGAUACCAGCGCUGGAAUCUGCUGAUCUACGAUGCCCACCUUACCACAAUCCCUCUGAUUUUCUAAUGGAAUUGGCGUCCGGCGAAUAUGACGUUGACCUCGAGAAAGCUGCCAAGACAAUGGAGAGAUUUAAGCCGGAACUGACAGCCACGCAAAGUGUCGAAAUACCAGUGAUAUCUACAAUACAUACCCCUAUAACUUUAGAUACAAAGAAAAGUAAAGAGAAAUCUCUGAAGGGCAACGCCAAAUACCAGCAAAACUGUUCCAAAAACAUGUACAGGCCAUCAGGUCCAUUUAGACAAACAUGGAUCUUAUUAUAUAGGAAUUAUUUAAUGACUACGAGAAAUUAUUCUCUGUUUAUGUACCGCGUGGCAGCACACGUAGUGAUAGCGCUAAUAUUCGGAUACCUCUACCUUGGAGUUGGAAGCGAAGCAAGCAGUGUCUUAGGAAAUUAUGUAUAUUUGUACGGGUCGAUGUUGCUCGUCGUUUACACUGGGAAAAUGUCUGUGACACUUUCAUUUCCCCUCGAGAUGGCGAUACUAAAAGGAGAAUACUUCAAUCGAUGGUACAGCUUAGGUCCAUACAUAUUUUCAAUACUUGCUGUGGAGUUACCAUUUCAGAUGAUAUCAUGUGUGUCCUACGUGGUACUAUCGUAUUGGUUGACUGACAAUCCUUUAGAGCCAAAUCGAGCUACUCUCUUCCUGGCUACUGUAGUUGCGACAUCACUUUGUGCCCAGGCCUGGGGUUAUUUCAUUGGAUCGACGACACCAACCAAGAUUGCUGUUUUCAUCGGUCCAGUGCUCGCGUGCCUCUUCUCAAUCUUUGGAUUCUGUUUGGCCUUAAGAGAUACACCAUAUGCUUUUCGAUGGUUGCAUCAUAUAUCUUACUUCCGAGCUGGAUUCCAUUUAGCUGUUCAUUCCGUAUAUGGGUUCAAUAGGACAAAAAUGCACUGUUCUAAAAUUUACUGCCACUACAUAACACCGAGUACCUUCCUCAAAGAAAUGGACAUGGCUGAUAUAGAUGUAGGUAGUAAUAUCGCUUUAGUACUUUCCACCACAGUGUUGAUGCACGUACUCACUUGUACCGCACUUUGGUAUAGAUUAAACAAAAGAUGAAUCAUUGUAUUAACAUUAAGGCUCAACCUUAAUGCGGGCUAAAGUUUAUAUUAUUUGCUGUAUUAUUUUUUGUACUUAUAAUGCCCGGUUUUUCUAAUGAUAGUUUAGUUUAUAAUAUGUGAACAAUGAGUUAGAUAAUUGACACUUAUGUCUAACUCGGCUGUCUAUGGUUCAAUUGUAUCUGAAAUUAAAAUAUGUAAACGACGUAAGUCUAGUGAAUUCCAAAACGUAGAGCUUAUCUACUUUAUUGUCUAUCAUUCUUUCUGUAACGAUGCUAAUUUCGUCCUUAUGUUUUUAAUAUUUUAUGUUAAGAGUAAUGAGAUUUAAAUUGUGUUUGUUCAAAGUCUUAGGUGGUGCUUUUUUUAGUCUAUUAAACUUUAGUAGCUAAUUUCUUGCCUUUAAAGUCCAAUACCAAUAUUAUAUAAUCCCUGGACAAGUGAACACCAUGAAAUCAUUGUUACUCUUAGAGUUGAUAGUUUAUCGCUCUUGCCUCAAAACGGUGACUGUCAUUUUAUUAUUUAACUUUUUUUAAGAUUAGUUAUUUAGUAAUAAUAUAAACAAGUAUUAGUACGUUAUUUAUUAUAUACUUGCCUUGAAAUAUUUCUCGUGUGUGAAGUGUGAAACCAAGGAUUUUUUACGAAACAACAGUACUAAAUUACGAAGUUAUAAAUCAGGCUUCCAAAUAAAAAUAUAAAAGUUAAUAAAUAGUAGUUUGACUAAACUUGGUGAAAUUCUUGCUAACACAUUUCUAAAGUCUCAAAUGUAUACCAGAGAAUGUAGUUUUAAGUAGAGGAUAUACUUUACUAAAUUGUAUGCUCUGUAUUUUGUCAUAGUAUCUUUCACUUAGGUGUAGGUGUAAGCUUUAAUAUAUAAAUUUAUAAAUGUAAUGUUAAGUGAUAACAGGUAGUAUAAAAAGUAAACUUUGCCUCAAAUUAGUUGUAACUUCGUGGAGAUAUUUCAGAAAUAUUAAAAAUAUAUAUUAAGGAAUAUCUAAAUAAUUUAUAAUUAAGUUAAUUGAAUGGUAAUUUCGGUGCCUUCCUAUUACUAGCAUCAAACCCGAAGUAAGAGGUUUAAAAAUAUGCCGUCAAAUAAAACACGAAAUAUAUAUGUAGUCACAUUCUAAUAAAAUCAGUGACAAAUGUAGAGCCUAAUGCUCAGUAUAUAAACCAUACUGUAAUUAAAAUUGAAUAGUACAAAUUAUAAUUGUAUUCAUUUGUCUUACAUGGGAUUCUCAACAACAACAACAAAAGUUUAUUUUUAAUAAAAACUGUCCACCCCAUGAUAUUAAGUUAUAAACAAAUAACAGCCCUUGUGGUAAUAUUUGUCUCAACAAGAGAUGUAUAAUAAUUAGACAAACUGAUGACUCUUGUUGAUACCACAUUGUAUUACGCGAGAUACUUAAAAUAAAAUAUUUUAUUUUUUUAA
Molecule: messenger RNA, 3813 nt
Organism: Pieris brassicae (large cabbage white)
Lineage: Eukaryota; Metazoa; Arthropoda; Insecta; Lepidoptera; Pieridae
Product: ATP-binding cassette sub-family G member 1
Exons: 14
Coding region: 499-2388 (629 amino acids)
Cellular component (GO): plasma membrane
Molecular function (GO): ABC-type transporter activity; ATP hydrolysis activity; ATP binding
Source: RefSeq, a predicted model, not a curated record